GGUAAAGUAGAAAUCUCAAACAUAACCUAAAAGGACAACUUAGGAUUUGUUUAUCAAAAAACCUAAAAAAUGAAAAAAAAUCAGCGUGAUGAAGAUGUCCCGGAAGAGUUUUCAGUUGAAAAGGUUUUAGAUAAACGUAUAACAAACGGUAAAAUCGAAUAUUUCUUAAAAUGGAAAGGUUAUUCUGAUGAAGAUAAUACUUGGGAGCCAGAAGAAAAUUUGGAUUGUCCCGAAUUAAUUUUAGAAUACGAAACUACUUUGAAUCCAAUAAAUGAUUUUAAAGACGAUAUUAUAGAAAAACGUAAAAACAUAACUGAAGAUAAUCGUCCGAGGGGAUUUGAUAGAGGAUUAGAUCCAGAUAAAAUCGUUGGGGCAACCGAUGCAAGUGGUGAAUUAAUGUUUUUAAUGAUGUGGAAAGAUUGUAAAGAGGCGGAUUUGGUGCCAGCAAGACAAGCUAAUAUUCGUUGCCCCAAUGUGGUUAUUGAUUUUUAUCAAAACAAAGAACCAUGGACGAAAAUGAUAAAAUCAAAAAAAGAAAAGAUUGUGGAGGAAAUUGAAUUAUCAGAUUAAUCUUAUUUAAUAAGUCUUAAUAAAGAAAACAUUAAUUAAUUAA
Onthophagus taurus is the source of this 613-nucleotide messenger RNA. Its product is annotated as chromobox protein homolog 3-like. The record is from RefSeq and is a predicted model, not a curated record. Lineage: Eukaryota; Metazoa; Arthropoda; Insecta; Coleoptera; Scarabaeidae. Gene Ontology annotation, cellular component: nucleus.